Stomoxys calcitrans (stable fly) is the source of this 2051-nucleotide messenger RNA. It is a transcript of the gene Fmo-2, whose product is annotated as flavin-containing monooxygenase 5. Bases 627 to 1913 code for a protein of 428 amino acids. The record is from RefSeq and is a predicted model, not a curated record. The transcript has 6 exons. Gene Ontology annotation, molecular function: NADP binding; flavin adenine dinucleotide binding; N,N-dimethylaniline monooxygenase activity. NCBI's taxonomy places the organism in Eukaryota, Metazoa, Arthropoda, Insecta, Diptera, Muscidae.
UAUGUUGUGGGAAAAUUUUCAGUUUGCCUAUGGUGGUGUGCUAUAUUGCUGUUCAAUGCUGUAAACUAAUUAUGCAAAAGCUUUCUCUCUUCUCCAAGUAACAAGUUUAUAUGACUAUAGUAAAUGCGAGCUCACUCGAAGGCUUGUCUUACAUUUCGAUUGAUAUACUUUUCGAAUGGAACAAAAAGAGGUUAUGAAAUGGGUGUUUUGUUGUUUUUUCCACAAAUUUGCAGAUAUCAUUUACUUGCUAUUUUGAGACAACGUUGUUGUGUGCAACGAAAAAAAAGUGUCUCAUCUUAUAAUAAGUUUACAAUCGUUAGUAAGCUGAUAACAAAAAUCCCUACUUUAUAACCGCCAUAUUGUACGGCGAAACACCGUGAAUUCGCUGCAUUUUCCUAAUUACUUCCGCUUGAUGAGGGGCUUUGCUUUCUUACCUAAAAAAACACACACAAAAAACUAGUAACCCAGGACCUGAAGGCGACAAGAUGACUGCUUUUUAACGAUCAUUUAGCACUAUCUCUUUAUGUGCGUGUGUGUGUGUGGAGGGUUUUUAUCGGUAGAGAGUUUACGCUAGCUAUAAUUAUGUUUUUAAACUCCUGCAUGAACGGUUGGCUUCUUAAGACGUAAUGAAAAACAUUAGCGUGUGCGUGAUAGGAGCAGGUACUGCGGGCCUUGCUGCAUUGAAAAACUCUCUGGAGCAUCAAUUGAAUGUGGUGUGCUAUGAACAGAGCAAGCAAAUAGGUGGCACAUGGGUAUAUGAGGAUCUUUCACCCAAUAUAGAAGAUGAAUGCGAAAUUCAUAGUAGCAUGUAUCAAGGAUUGCGAACCAAUCUUCCCAAAGAAGUAAUGGGCUACCUUGACUUUCCAUACCCAGAAUCCAUGGCCGACUCGUUUGUAAGUUCUCAUGACGUCUUGAGUUUCUUGUACUUGUAUGCAGAACACUUUGAUCUUCAAAAGCAUAUCAAGUUUCAACAUGAAGUAAUUCGUGUCCUUCCACGUACCAAUGGCAGAUGGGAGGUACAUGUUAAAAAUCGUUUGAUCGGUAAAUGCUUUGUGGAAAUGUUCGAUCGAAUCUUUGUAUGUAAUGGUCAUUAUACAAAACCGCAGUAUCCACGCAUAGAGGGCAUGGAGAUUUAUCAGGGGUGUUCAAUACACAGUCAUCUGUAUCGUGAACCAUACAAAUUUGAAGGCGAAGAUGUACUUAUUAUUGGCGCUGGGCCAUCAGGCAUGGACUUGACAAAUCAAAUUAGCAAAACUGCUAAAAGAGUUUUUCUCAGUCAUCACUUGAAGGAAGCACCUCGUACAGAUUUCAUGCCCCGUGUCACCCAAAAACCCGAUGUACAACGUUUCACAGAAUCAGGAGCCAUUUUUAAAGACGGAAGCCAAGAAACGUUCUCCUUUGUAAUAUUUUGCACUGGCUAUCAAUAUUCGUUUCCCUUUUUAAGCACUGACUGCGGCAUAUUUGUGGCAAACAAUCAUGUUCAGCCGUUAUAUAAGCACACUAUCAACAUAAAUUUUCCCACAAUGGCAAUUAUCGGCCUGCCUUUCAUGGUAUUGCCUACCCAAUGCUUUGACUUACAGGUGAGGUUUGUUUUGAAAUUUUUUAGCAACGAACAAAAGCUGCCUACCCAGGAAGAAAUGAUGGAUGCAUUACAUGAAGAUAUGCAGGAGCGAAAAGAAAGGGGUCUGACUGAAAGAGAUGCACACAAAAUGGGUGAAAAACAGUGGUUUGUGUUGUUCCAGUUUGUCUACUACCAAGAGCUAUCCAAAAUCGCGGGGCACAACGUUAAGCCGGUUAUAGCCAAAAUUAUGAAAGAUUGUAGCAAGAAGUAUAUCUUUGAGUUAGAGACCUACCGCCAGUACCAGUUUAAAGUUUUGGAUGAUGAAAAUUUCCUUAAAAUACAUGUGAAAUGAUCAAAGUUGUUGAUAAUUUCUUUACAUAAAUGUUCUUAAGACAAUUAAAAUGUUUUUUUUAAAUAACACCUUUAUAUUUUGGGAUGCCUCUAUAUUGUACGUUAGGCCUGCCCUAAAUUUGCUUAUCUCUUAUCAUUG